GAGCGGGGUGGGUUUGCCACCAGCAGUGGAGGAGCCCAGAGCCACAGCAAGGACUCAAAGCCAGCUCAGAGGGAUCCAAGUGUCUGGGGGCUCCUGGAGCAGGGUCUGGUGGUGCUGCAGGUGAGCUGAGCCUAGAGCCUUCAGCACAAUGUUCACGAGCAAGAAGCACUUCACCAGUGCCAUUGUUGGGGCACUGGUCGCACUCUCCCUCAUUGCCCUUGUUCUCAGCCUGGUGAACAUUGAAGAUGUCUCCCUGCUGCCCACUGUCAAGUAUGGGAUGGUGUUUGAUGCAGGCUCAUCCCACACCUCUCUGUUUGUCUACGAGUGGGAUUCAGACAAGGAGAACGACACCGGUGUGGUCAGCCAGACCUUGUCCUGUGAUGUCCAUGGACAAGGUAUAUCAAGCUAUGCCAAUGAUCCCCCGAAAGCUGGUGAUUCCAUAAGGGACUGUCUGGAUAAAGCCCUGAAGGUUGUUCCUGCUACGAAACAGAGGGAAGUCCCAGCUUAUCUUGGAGCAACAGCAGGAAUGAGGCUACUGAGGGAACAGAAUAGCUCAGCAGCAGAGCAAGUCCUGGCUGAAGUCACUAAAACCAUGCAAGAAUACCCAGUGGCUUUCAAAGGGGCUCGAAUCCUUACAGGAGAGGAGGAGGGGGCUUAUGGCUGGAUCACCAUCAACUACCUGCUGGACUCCUUCACUAAGUACUCACCCAAAGCGCGCACGUGGGUUCGUCCAGAGGCAGCCAACAUUUUUGGGGCACUGGAUCUUGGAGGAGCAUCCACCCAAAUCAGCUUCAUACCCGAAGGUUCAGAGGUGAACUGGAAGGAAGGCUCCAAGUUCACACUGUACGGGUAUGACUACAGCAUCUACACACACAGCUACCUCUGCUAUGGCCAGAACGAGAUGCUCAAGCGACUGGCAAAGGAACUGAUUGCGGAGUCAUCCCCCAGCACACGAGUCCAUCACCCCUGCUACCCAACAGACUACAAUGAAACCGUGUCGCUGUCUUCCUUCCGCACCAGUCCCUGCACGAACCAGAGCGACCCACGCCUGGGCCCUGGCGACAGGAACAUCACCCUGGAGGGCAGGGGCAAUGCCAGCCGGUGCCUGGCUGCCAUCAGGAAGCUCUUCAACUUCUCUGCGUGUGGCCAGAGCCCCGACUGCACCUUCGAUGGCAUCUACCAGCCGCCGGUCAGAGGGCAGUUCAUUGCCUUCUCUGCCUUCUACUAUAACUUCAAGUUCCUGAACCUGACCGAGAGGCAGACACUCACCACUGUCAGGGAGACCAUUGAACGUUUCUGCAGGAGAAGCUGGGAAGAUCUCUCUUCCAGCUACCCUGAAGAGAACCCUCAGCGCCUGCCGAAAUACUGCGCCAAUGCCAACUACAUCCUCACCCUCCUCCUCGAUGCCUACAAGUUCAAUGAGACCAGCUGGAGCAACAUCAUCUUCCAGAUGAAGGUAGGCAGCAAAUGCAGCCCGUGGGCAGGAGCAGAGGAGGACAAGAGCCAGCUUCCCACGUUGGGUGAUGCGAGAGCUAUGCUCCAGGAAGCCACUCUCUGGGCUGCGGGCGGUGUUGCUGCUGUGGCUUUCCUGCAGGGUAACUCGUGUCCCCUCUCCCUGGGCAGGCAGGGAGCGCCGACGUGGGCUGGACGCUGGGGUACAUGCUCAACCUCACCACCAGGAUCCCGGCCGAGGCUCCGGUGUGGGUGAAGGGGCACGUUCCUUCCUUGUGGGCUGCGGCCAUCACCUUCAUCAUCCUCACCCUUGUCCUGGGACUCACUGCCCUGCUCCUGCUCCUGUGGGGGUAGGAGCCUGGCUGCAUUUCAGAGCCUGGUAGGUGUGCAUCAGGGCUGGAAAACCAUCGGUGCUGGGUCCCCCUUCCUUCUGCCCCCAGGGCUGGCAGCCUGGGGCUGGUUCAGUGAUGCUGAGCAUCUCGACAGCACCAAAGAGCUGAGGUAGAGUGUCCCAUGGGGCUGGCCCCACCAUGCAGAUAGGCACUAUGUGAGGUUUCCAUUGGAGCUCUGCCUACACACCACAGGAACCUCAGCUGUGCCCAUCUGCCUCCUUAUUUUGCUAUACCUGUUACAGAUGUGGCCUCCACCCCACCAGCUGGCCCGUGGGGCCAUGGGGAACCAGCCUGGCCAUGGAGGAGCUCCCCAAGUGCCAGACUGAUAGCACAGGGCUGCAAGCACUUGUGACUGGGUGCUUGGUGCAAUGCUGGGUCUGGUUAUGGUCACCAACAGCCCAGCAGGUGCCUGUGAGGGGCAUGAAAUGCUCUGCAGUACCACAUCUGGCUCUCCUGAGGGUGAAUCGUGUGGGCUUACCUGGUGGUGUUGGAGACAAGCAAAAUUGAGCAUCCAAAGUCAGAAACAUGGUCCAUGGCUCCCCGAGGGUCUGUCUCGUCUCAUCUUCCCUUUCUUCUGGGAUAAAGGGAUCUAUGUUUCUGAAUGUCUGCCUGGAGACAAACACUGUCCCACUGUCUGGGUACUGAGACAUUCAUAUGUCCCAUCACCUGCAAACGCUGUCCCACCAUCAGGCUGGACACCAUGGGCUCAGGCUCCUAGUCCUGCCCUGCCCCUGCCCAUGGGGAUGAGCUGGAUCCUGCCCAAAACUGCACCCCUGCCUUUGCCUUGAGGCCUGCUCGGUUUUCAUCUGCCUGCAGCUGAUGCAGUGGUUCUGGGCCUCUCUGCAGUGAGGAGCUGACUGUUGGUGCCUCAGACAUCCAAAUAAAUCAUGUGAAAGGCAGCGAUGGGGAAAUGCUGUUGCUUUGCUCCUGCACAGUCGUGACUUUCUGGUUUCCAUCUCGCAGGUCAGGGCUGGUGAUGACAACAGGGAUUCAGGGGACAGUCACCAUUGCUCAGUUCUACUGCAGAUGCCCCUGAAGCCCCUGCAGUAUCUGCCAGAUGCUGAAGAGAAGCCAGCAGGGCACCAGGACAGGCAUUUUGCUGCUGAGAGCCGGGGUGUCUCACCUCACCCAGCCCCUGGCUGCCAGUGGGACUCCCCAGAACUGUAAGGGAGCCCUAACACAUCCCAGCAGCAUUCCCAAAUCACCCGUGUGCUGGUCCCUGCCCGUGGCAGGGGUUGGAACCAGAUGAUCUUGAAGCCCUUUCCAACCCAGACCAUUCUGUGACUCUAUGAAAGGGAGGGGGGGAUGUCUGCUGGGCACAGACAUGGGCUGCAGCCGGACUGGAGAGGAACCUUGUGCAGGAGAGCAGGGGGCUGCUGCCAUCCCCCACCUCCCAGGGCUUCCCAGUCACGGGGAGAGCCCAAGACCCAUCUCCCCUGCAUAGCUCCAGUGCUGCUGCCCCUCUGCCUGGUGCUGGCAAUGCAAUGGCCAAUGCAGCCCCUUGGCCUGGGAUGGCCAGGUCAUGUCUGCCCCACAUGGGGUAUCUGCUGCAGGCUGUAACCAUCCCAUU
Neopsephotus bourkii (Bourke's parrot) is the source of this 3414-nucleotide messenger RNA. Its product is annotated as ectonucleoside triphosphate diphosphohydrolase 8-like. Gene Ontology annotation, cellular component: plasma membrane. The transcript has 9 exons. The record is from RefSeq and is a predicted model, not a curated record. The coding region runs from base 149 to 1708 and encodes 519 amino acids. Gene Ontology annotation, molecular function: UDP phosphatase activity; GDP phosphatase activity. NCBI's taxonomy places the organism in Eukaryota, Metazoa, Chordata, Aves, Psittaciformes, Psittacidae. Gene Ontology annotation, biological process: nucleoside diphosphate catabolic process.